CGUUAACGGUGCGAAUUUCCGGUUUGGAGCAGCUCCUCGGCUUUAAACGGCCGACCUGCUGGCCUGAUCCGUGGAUGCGCAGCGGUGUCACACGAACCGGAUCAUGGCAUAAACAUGGCCCAUAACAGAAGCUUUUUCCUCCAAGCCCUGGACAGAACUGAGACCAGGACAGAUGGAGGCUUCAAGCACAGCUGGGGCUGUUCCCUUCCUGCUGACAGGCAAAAGGAAAAGAGCAACGAAGAGAGAGAGCUGAGCGAAGAGGACGUACAGCAGCAGCCACCCACCUCCCCUGAGGACAAGUCUUGUUCUUUCAGGAACCUCUGUUCUUCUGAUUCUUCAAGAACGCAUGAAAAUCGGUCGAACAGCCUUGUGAGACCUGGGAACAAACUGGGUCCUAAAAGACUCGAAGACGUCCCGCUUUCAACACCGAUGUCCUCCCCCGUGUCCACCAGGACAAACUACAUGAUCUUCAGACCGACGCUUCCUCAAGGAAUUGUGAUUCAGGGCCGACACUUUCAGCACGCACAGCUUCCCUUGGCCAUCAGAAAACCGCUCCAAAGAAACGAGCUGUCGUCCUCGGAGCAGGUGGUAGAAGUGGACAGCAUCGUCCUCACCUGUCCAGAGGUUCCAGCAGAGGACACUCUGAACAUUAAACGGCGAGUUCAGCAGAAGAGGAAACCAUUCGAGGACGUCUGCGUUUCUUCUCAGCUCAAAGUAACGGAGCAGCUCGUUCAGCCGAUUGUUUACCACGCGGUGUGCCGGAGGUGCAACAAGCCGAGCAGGGACAGCACCAAAUGUCUUAACUGUGGGACCGGCACCUUUCUGCUUCCCCGUCGGCUGCCCACAUCCUCGUCCCCGACCCCCAGAGCCCCCAUCAGGCCCCAACCUUCCCCCGGACCUAACAGCCUCCAGCAGAACAUUUACAAACUCAGUGCUGCUAUGAGGGAACCUCUGCCAGUACGGAUCCUGAACAGCAGGGGGACCCUGUCCCUUCUGGACAAUGGCCCUGGAACCAGGACCCCCCUGUUAGCUGGGACAUCCAGCUACUGCGAGACCGGGACCCCCACCAAAGGGAGGAGGCCAGCAGCACAGAAACAUGAGCUCAACGACCCCAUCAUUCUCUCCAGCGAUGAGGACGAUGAGGCCAACAAUGCCAAUACAGCAAGUGUCAACAGACUGGACAGCGUGUCCCCGCGACCUGCUGACUCCGCUCACUCUUCUCCAGCACCCUCGGGUGGCAAAGUGGAGACGGCGGUGAGGAGCGUCGAUGAGCAGGAGGAACUGAAUGCCGAAUUUUUCAAAAACGUCGACAUGAAGAUCACUAUACCUCGGAGAGCUCGGAUGAAAGAUCAGUUUGGGAACGAGCCUCCUGAGUCGUCUGUUCCGAGGACAAAAAGACCCAGAGUCAUGUCCAGUGGGUGCGACAGCAUCAUCCUGGAGUGCCGCAGCAUCCGGAUCGGAACUCUGCGCCGGAUUGUGAAGAAGCCCGUCGUCUUUUCUGUUGAUCACAUCCAGCUGGAAACUGAAGGCCUGGAGAGCGGCAGCAUCGAGAAGAUCUGUCUUCAGACGUCAGAGCUGAUCAGCUGCGAGUGGUGCAGCGUCCGCAAACUUCCCGUCUUGUUCUUCCAAACUACCGUGGCCGAGUGCGUCCGCCUGCGCUCGCAGCUCAGCAUGUCGAGGGAGGAGGGCGGCCAGUGGUACGACUGCACGGAGAGCCAGAUGGAUGAGAAGUACAUCGUUCUGAUCCUGGAGAACGGCCUGGUGAUGAAGGAGCAGGUGAUUCUGGAGGACAUCCUGCACGCCAUCGGCAGAACCAACAACCUGAGCACGUUCCCCACCAAGCUGACCUUCGACGAGGCCAACAUCCGCCUGGUCAACUACAACAAGGCGUCCUCACAGAAGUGGGAGAAGGCGAAGCCAGCUCAAAGUCCCCCGAAGGUUUCUCCUGCCUGCGUGCCGACACGCACACGGAUGGCCACCCGGCAGCAGACCAGCACGUUCUUCGAUGAGGAGGACGAGGACAUGACCGACCUCCAGCCCACCUUCUCUGGACCAGUUGUGAAGUUGAUGAUGUACCCCCCCCCUCCAGCCAAAGGGGGGAUAUCGGUCACUAAUGAAGACCUUCACUGCCUUAACGACGGAGAGUUCCUGAACGACGUCAUCAUAGACUUUUAUUUAAAAUAUUUAGUUUUGGAAAAAUUGAAAAAAGAAGACGCACAAAGAAUCCACGUGUUCAGCUCGUUUUUCUACAAACGUCUGAACCAGAGGGAGCGCAGGAGCGGCCCGGACACCACCAGCCUGCCGUACUUGGAGGUGGAGUGGGAGGUGCGGAAGGGCUUUCCAAGGAGCUUUGGGAAGGAGGUGAUGAGGGGCUCAAGUCCCCGGGUGCCUCAGCAGGACAACUUCAGCGACUGUGGCGUUUACGUCCUGCAGUACGUGGAGAGCUGCUUCGAGAACCCCAUCCCGAGCUUCGAGCUGCCGGUGAACCUGUCCGAGUGGUUUCCUCAGCUCAGGAUGAAGACGAAGCGUGAGGAGAUCAAAGAGCUUAUCCUGAAGAUCCAGGCCCAACAGGACCAGGGGGAGGCUCCUCCCACUUCUCUUGAGGCUCCCGAGAUCGAGGAGACGUCUGGGUCCAACGUUCAGCUGCCAAACUCACCAAUCAGCCCCUAGUGGGGGCUGAACCGGGCCAGAACCGGACUGUAUGCUGCUGGCUUCACUUUAGGGUGGUGGCUGUGAACUCCUUCGUGGAGCGUUGGACCCAAUGAGACCGGACGUGUAAAUACGCUGUCUUUGGACCGCUCAAAGACAGGAAGUGUCCUUUAAGUUAUGUUUCCACAAUGUUUCUGUGUUCUGGAGGUUCUGUUGGACUCUGGCCUCGGUGCUUUUAUGCCGUGUAGAGAAGAAUGUGGAGGUUCGUGCAGACGGUCGGUGCUGGUUGUGUCUGCUGUGUGGCCUGGACGAGUUGUCAACAAUAAAAACUAACUUUAGCUGCAAACGCAGCUCCUUCGGCUGUUGUCUGAUGAAUCCUGGACCUUGGAGCUCAUGUAGUUCUGACAUAUUUCAACCUGCCGUCACAUUUCUAACCUUUUUAUUCCGGGUUCGGCUGUUGUCCAAUGAAAUGCAACAGAAGUCCAGCUGUACAAAACAAACACUGGUGAAGAAAACAAACAAAUAAACAAAUAAACACACGAGAAUG
Nematolebias whitei (Rio pearlfish) is the source of this 3196-nucleotide messenger RNA. RefSeq names its product SUMO specific peptidase 6a (gene senp6a). Gene Ontology annotation, biological process: regulation of spindle assembly; regulation of kinetochore assembly; protein desumoylation. The record is from RefSeq and is a predicted model, not a curated record. Lineage: Eukaryota; Metazoa; Chordata; Actinopteri; Cyprinodontiformes; Rivulidae. Gene Ontology annotation, cellular component: cytoplasm; nucleus. Gene Ontology annotation, molecular function: SUMO-specific endopeptidase activity.